CGACCAUUACCGCGGCAAGUUUAAAAUUAAAGAUGGCGACCUGAAAUUGCAUGGAAACAAAUGCCAACUUGUUCGACAGAGACUAUUUUAUGUACUUUAUCAAUUAUCGUUAAGUUCCUUCACUGAGAGAUUUGUAAAAAAUCGUUAGAUCUGAUUCCAUAGAGAUUAAUAAAUCAGGAUCAAACUUCAAUAAAUUUUGUUACCAUGGAAACAGCUUCUUGUGUUAAGCAUGUCAUAAUGGCUGCCAACCAAUAUAAAAACAGUAAAACAGAUGGCAACUUGGUAUAUCUACAGAGGCAGCUAGAGAUUCUGGUUGGUAGUUUAUCAUCAAGAACUUCUACAUUGAAGUUUUUUAACCUGAGGAAUUUAUUACCUGUAGAAUGUUUAAAUGCUGUGAUAGAUAUUCUGAGAGAAUCAAGAGAUUUAAAGCCAGGUCUACUCUCCAAAUGUAUCUCUCUGUUCCAGCAUCUAGCACAAGACAGUGAAAUAAGAGAAGCCUUCCAUGAUUCCUUUCACCUUACACAGUGUCUAGCUACUGUCAUCAAAACACAUGCUGGUAUACCAGGGGACCAUCUCACAGUGGAGAUAUUGAAUGUUUUACAGAGGAUAACAUAUGGACACAAGAUAAAUUUCCAGGACAGUUAUGUUGAAGAUUUGUUACAUUUUGUUUUGAAAAAUAUAACUAACCCCAUUACAGAAUUUACCUUACCUUGUCUCGGAUUAUUAGUCAAUCUGUGUAGAGAUAACUUUGCCACACAGUCUUAUAUUAAAAAUAUGGAAGGAUCAAGGAAUUUGUACAAGACAUUGAUGUCUUAUUUAGACGACCAGAACUUAACAAUGAUGAUAUUUACAUUGUCGUGUAUAUCAUAUCUGUGUUUACACCAAGACAUAGGACAACAUGUGUUUAAUCCAAAGAAUGUAAAGAGGACAUUCCAGUUGAUGUUUAAUAUUGUAUUAAAAGGAGACACAGGGACAACGAGACAGUAUGCUGUUGAUUUGUUUUCAGAUUUACUCAAAAAUCAAAAUAUUCAGCAGUCACUUGUAGAAUUUGAGAAAUUGAGUUCUAGCAUAGAAAAGGUGCUUAAUUUGGUAGCUACCAGUACUGCAGAGUCAGUGGUAAAGAUAUUUGAACUUCUGCUGUCCCUGUCUGCUAUAGAAGGCAUUAGACCAAUAAUAUGUCGUUGUAUUUUAUCAACAUGUUCUGUACAACAAAGAGAUCACUAUGCUGAAUUAGCCCAGACACCUGUCUCUCAGAUCAAAGAACCACUGUUUGCUGUUGUUCACUGGGCGUCACAACCAGCCGAGUCACAUGACCAGGCAUCAUUAUAUGCUAUAGACUUUCUGGCGGAAUUUUAUGAGGAAAUGAUUUACUCCAACACAAGAAUCCAGUACUCUGCUCAUGCAGACCUUGUUUUGCCAUUGACCUUACAAGCUCUCAGUACGAGGAUUGAAGGAGAGAGUCAUAUAAUGAAGAGAAUCAGUAGAAAGAUCAUAAAGGCUUUACAACUGAGUAUUGUGUUGACAGGAGAAGAGGACAUAAAGAGAAAGUUGGUCGGUAUGGUGGAUAUGCAGAUGUUUUCUAAGUUACUGGAUUUCCAGUUCUCUAACAAUAAAGUGGCUUUAAAUUCAAGCAAAUUUACUCUGGUUACUGAUGAUUUAAGCGACAUUGGUGUAGAGAUUGUGAUGUAUGGUUUGGAUUUGAUGGCAAAAUUAGCAAAAAAUCUACCAGAGGUUGAUGCUUUGUUUUCAUCAAGUUUACAAGACAGUAGAAUUGUGCCUUUCCUGUCCGCUGGUCUGACAAGUGACAAUCGAACAGUAGUACAAGUCACCUUACAGAUCAUUUGUUUUGCUUCAAUGUUUGAUGCAUUUCCUACAGUUUUACUUGGUGAUGCUUUGACUGCAAGUAAUUGUAAGAAGAAAGAAGAGUUAAUGAAAAGGGAGACAAUUCAAUCACCUGUUCAAUAUCAUAUGCCAGUUUUACAUAGUUAUGAGAACAAGGAGAACAUAAACCAUGACGCCAGUAGGAUAUCUAUACAGGAUGCUACGAGACUGUCAGACCAGGAUGCUUCAGUUCAAUCUCUUAUUGACAGGAUGCAGUCCGGCUUUGAGUUGAAGGGAGCUAACUCCUCUGAGAUUAUAGACCUGUAUGAACAUAAGAUACAGUCUCUACAGACAAAAGAAGAACAACUUCAAGACUUGUUGGAAGCCAAGAGUUUAGCUCUCACACAGGCGGAUAGAUUGAUAGCUCAGCAUAGGUCCAGAAAAGCUGCUUACGAGGCUGAGGCUGCUAAAAUGAGACGAUUACUUCACUCCUCUGAGAUCAACAGUGAGAAAUGCAAAGAAGAAAUUAAUGAGAUCAAAUUAAAGAAGGAACAUCUACAAAACUCACUGGAAAGCGUGAUGGAGGAGAAAUCUCAGUUAGAACAAGUAGCAGAGGAACACCAACAAUUAACAGCAGCUUAUACAGAACUGUCAGAAAAAUAUACCUCUGUAGACAAGUCAUUGUUGUCAUUAAAACAAGAACAUAAGACAUUGUCAGAGAUGCAUGAAGUGUUACGGAAACAUGACGAGAAUCUUAAAGAGCAAUGUGAUAGUGCAUCAGAACAACUGAGUAAGCUGGAGGCUGAAAGGAAAACUUUAAAUAAAACUCUAAAGGAGAAAGAAUCAAAACUCUCAGAACUGACGAAGACUCACACGAAAUUACAAAAGGAUUUUAAGACUUCUGAGAGUGAGAGAGAGCAGUUAGAGGAAGCUGUUGAUAAAUAUAGAGCUAAUAUGGCUCAGUUAGAACAGACAAAGAAACAAUUUCAACAUCAGGUCUCAUCACUAGAGCUUCUGUGUAGACAACAUGAAACCAAUAUUGACAACAAAGAUAAAGAACUUGUAGCAUUGAAAGGAGAAGUUGACAAACAUCGACAGAUAGCUGCCUUAAUUAACAGUCUUAGUAGUGGGAAGUCAGAAAAUGGAGCACAACAGUAAAUGGAGCACAACCAUAGACAUUUAAUGCAAGACUGACAUAAAUGUAGAUUUACCAUAGAUGAAAUGUAGCAUGGCCAUAGACAUUUAACACAUGAUAGACGUAAAAUGUAAAUUAAUCAUAAAUGAAAGAAUCAUGGCCAUAGACAUUAAACCCAAGAUAGACAUAAGAUAUAGCACUGAUAGAUAUAAAUAUAGUGCUACCUCAAUCAUUAAUAAAGCCAGACCACUGCUCUAAUCAUUGACUUUACUCAUUCAUCAGAAAGAAAACCAUUUUGAUCCAUGAAAUUUAUUUUGGCAAUGAUUGUUAAAGGUGCUAAAAAUUAUUAAGACAUUACAGGAUAAAAUAUAAUUUUUGUAGAGGUUCUCUGAGUGAGUUUCAAACUAAUUCAUUGUGAGUGAAAUGGUCCAGUUAAAACAUACAGAAAUUGCAGAAAUAAUAUGUUUAAUCCUUAUAUUUAUUAAAUAUUUGAUAAUUUACCUUUGGGGAUCCCGAGUACAAUACAUUUCGUUGUUUAGUUUAUCUUAUAAAACAUUGAGUGGAAUUUGAAGCCAUCGUGUUGUUAUAUUGGUUAUGAACGUAGUAUUAGGCCAGUUAAUAUGUGAUCUAUUUAUAAAGACUGCUACUAUAAAGCUAAUGUGAUAUGUAUAUUAAUUUUUAGUGACAAAACUUUAAGUGUUUUGUAUUUUAUAAUGUAACAUAUAUCUCACUAAAUGUAUGAUUGUUGUACCUCAUGACUAAACUUUAAUUGUUUUGUUUUUUAUAGUGUAACAUAUAUCUCAAUGUACCUCAAUUAACUUGAUUUUCUGAUUUAUAACUAUAUGCUAGGAAUAAAGUUUAAUUUUGAUCUGUUGCCAUGGUUUUAAUUCAACAACAAAAAAACAUAGAUAUGUUUAUAUCAUGCAAUGUCUCAAUUUAACUCUUUCAACAUACUUCAAUAUGUCUUAAAUAUAUGUUAUUAUGUUUGAUAUCAAAAUAGGUUUCAGGAAACUAUAGCAUCUUGGUUUAACUUUCUGUAUAACAAGUUAAAAACAUGAGAACAUCUGUACUAUCUUAGAAUUUCUCUAUUAAAUCUUUCUCCUAUUAUAAUUGUGACAUUUUUUCAAUAUGACUUAAAAUUACAAAUCAUUAAGAAUAAAAUGUUGUUAUAAGUAAUGAUAAGUAUGUUUAGCUGUUAAGUAUUGAUGGAAACUGUUUUUAAAUUGACAGCCAUGUUUCCUGCAUGCUCAAGCAUUAAGCAUGUUGUAUAUAUGGAAUUUGUCAUAAUUAUUUAUUGAUUUUAUACCUUACUAUGUAUCUCUUGUAACUUGUUUCUGACGCAUUUAUUUUCAUGAAAUAUUUUGCACUUUCCUAUAAAAUCAAAAUAAAUAGUUAGAUUUA
This is a messenger RNA of Mytilus trossulus (common blue mussel), 4357 nucleotides long. RefSeq names its product protein CIP2A homolog L-like. The transcript is spliced from 24 exons. The record is from RefSeq and is a predicted model, not a curated record. Bases 205 to 2979 code for a protein of 924 amino acids. Lineage: Eukaryota; Metazoa; Mollusca; Bivalvia; Mytilida; Mytilidae.